Molecule: messenger RNA, 2981 nt
Organism: Acomys russatus (golden spiny mouse)
Lineage: Eukaryota; Metazoa; Chordata; Mammalia; Rodentia; Muridae
Gene: Stox1
Product: storkhead box 1
Exons: 4
Coding region: 1-2970 (989 amino acids)
Biological process (GO): positive regulation of transcription by RNA polymerase II
Cellular component (GO): cytoplasm; nucleus
Molecular function (GO): RNA polymerase II transcription regulatory region sequence-specific DNA binding; DNA-binding transcription activator activity, RNA polymerase II-specific
Source: RefSeq, a predicted model, not a curated record
AUGGCGCGUCCGGUGCAGCUGGCACCGUGCUCGCUGGCGCUGGUGCUGAGCCCGCGAGAGGCCGGGCAGGCGGCGAGGGAACCCGGCGGCCGCGCGCUGUUCCGCUCCUUCCGCCGCGCCAACGCGCGCUGUUUCUGGAACGCACGCCUGGCGCGCGCCGCCUCGCGGCUGGCCUUUCUGGGCUGGCUGCAGCGCCGGGUGCUGCUGGUGCGAGCGCCCCAGCCCUGCGUGCAGGUGCUGCGGGAUGCCUGGCGGCGCCGAGCCCUGCGGCCGCCCCGAGGCUUCCGCAUCACCGCGGUGGGUGACGUCCUCCCGGUGCAAAUGAGUCCCAUAGCCCAGUGUUGCUUUGUGCCCUUGGCUGAAGUUCUUUGCUGUGCUAUAGCUGAUAUGAACACAGCUCAAGCGACUGUCACGCAGGAAUCACUCUCAGAGCACUUGAUGAAGCAUUACCCAGGUGUUGCUGUUCCACCCUCAGAUGUUCUCUACAGCGCACUGGGGGCUCUAAUUCAACAGAGGAAGAUUUACCACACUGGGGAAGGCUACUUCAUAGUUACACCGAGCACUUAUUUCAGUACAAAUACACCCAUGCAGGGAAAUAGAGCGCCUCUGUCAGACGAAGGGUGCUCGGGGCCCACUUCUGUCACCUAUCUGGUGAGCAUGGGCUGCUGUGCAGAGCUGGCCCAGGAGAGCGAGGCCCAUGUUUCUCACUGUCCAUCCUGUCAGUGUUUCCUUGAUACAAAUGUACAGGACUCUAAGGACCCACUGACUGCCGCAGAAGUGACUGGAAAACAGCAGGAAGGUCUUGAGGACCCCACAACUUCGACAAAGAACCAGGUAGUUUCAGCAUCUGAAGACACCCACAUCUGUGCGAGCCCCAAACCGUUACCAUACACCAAAGACAAAGGCAAAAGAUUUGGUUUUGGGUUCUUGUGGCGCGGUUUAUCUAGAAAACAAAAGCCUAAAGCAGAGUAUCGCAGUUUCUCUGCGCAGUUCCCACCCGAGGAGUGGCCUGUCCGAGAUGAAGACAGCGUCGGCAACAUCCCCCGAGAUGUGGAACAUGCAAUAAUCAAAAGAAUUAACCCUGUGCUGACUGUUGACAACUUAACCAAACACACCAUCCUAAUGCAAAAAUAUGAAGAACAGAAAAAAUAUAAUAGCCAGGGCACGUCCACUGAUGUCCUGACAAUCAGGCAUAAGCAUUCUUCGAAAGAGAGAAUUUGGAAAAGGGGGGGCCCGUCUGCCAAGCCCCAUAGGCGGGGCUGCUCUCAUAGGGACAGGCAUAGAGCAUCGAGCCAGGGAAGUGAGCUUCAGCCAGAAAGCACUGGACUGGAAAAGCACCCCAAGGUCCCUGCAGCCCAGCCUGCUCCCAGAAUGAUGAACAGUUCCAGUGAAGGAGUUCAUUGGUUGCACAGUGGGAGUCCAGCUGUGCUAGGCCCCCACGCCAUUUAUAAAAAGCACAUCAGUAAUCCUUUCCAGGGCAUGUAUCUCCGAGGACAUGCAGGAUCCAAAAGGCACAAUGUUCAGAAAACCCGUGGUCUGAAACCUAGUCCCAUCGGGCCAGAGGAAAGGCCUUUCCAGAGGGCGGGCUCUUCAGAACCUUCGGGAGCCUUUGAUGGUGAAACGCAACCGCCAUAUUCAGAGCAAUGCCAUGAUACACUGGAAGCUGAAACCAGGCGUGUGACAGAGGCUCCUGUACAUCCUGUCAGUGACGACUUCAGAGGGGGCCCAGUAGAUUAUCCUCCAUGUAGUGUCUGGCCAAGGCACCCUUGGUGCUGUUCCUUCAGGGAAAGCAUGUUGAGAGGCGGGGUAUAUGAUGAAGGAAGCAAGGUCAACCCUGACAUCUUAAGGAAAAGCUAUUCUGACUGGGACAUGUUCUUGGGGACCAAAGAAAUGCAGCAGGUCCUGCCCACACAAAGUCCCUCCACAUUAGACCCAGAAUCCUCUGCAAAUACAGCAGUGGCUGAGACACUGCACCAGUUCCAAAACCUUGACCUCUUAGAUGGCCCGGUUGGUGCAAACCAUUUGAGGACACAUGAAAGACAAGAUGGUGACUCAGAAGAGCUAACCACAACGGCAUUUGUCCCAGAGGCAGAGACUGUGAAUAUGGAAAAAGAAGGGCUUUCUGACAAUGAUGAGGUGGCCUCGAAUCAAAGUGACAGCGGGGCGGAUGACGGGGCCUGCAGUUCGUUGUAUCUAGAGGACGAUGACGUCUCUGAGACUGAUGACUUCUGUUGCACACUGCCUGAACGCGCUCAGUACUCCUUUGCAGGUGGAGUCAAGUGGAAUCAUUUGGGAAGACCAAGGGUGACAGGGAGAGCCCUGACAGAGUGUGACAGCAAAACCCAUAGGUGUGAGCCCCUGGCGCUUGAAAGGAAUCCCUGGUACAAGGCCACUGGGUGGUUUCCAAAUGCAAAGGAAGGCCCAAAGCCUGAUCUCACUGACAGCCCUGGCCUGAAUUCAGGGACUCCGUUUGGUUUUAACUAUGAAGGAGAAGCCACCACUGCCCACAUCCAGGCCUCAGCUGCUGCUGCUGCUGCUGCUGCUGCUGCUGCUGGGAGCUUACUUGAGAGAUCUGCUGCCAGGAAAACCAGUUUUGGGGCUGAGAUCCCGCAAGAUUCUCCUGGUGACAUGGGGAACCACCCAAUUGGCUGGGGACAGCUCCCUCCAAAUAAGGAAGUCAAAGAUCAUCUCACAGACAAGUUACAGCUUUUCAACACCUCGCAUGUGCCAGUGUUGGCUCAGGAGCCACAGCGAGAGCACAGUCACCUGGAAGGGACAGAGAAUUACAGCAUGGCAGGAGACAGCGGGAUCGAUUCCCCGAGGACGCAGAGCCUGGUGUCUAAUAAUUCAGCCAUUUUGGAUGGAUUUAAAAGAAGCCGGACUUUUCUGCAGAACCGUGACGGCGUGAAGAGGAGCCAAACACUCCUGUCUAAUCCCUUGCUCCAACUAACUCCAGUUAUAAAUGUCUAAUUAAAAAAAAC